AUGGAUCAUAUUUCUAACGUUUCUACAGUGAGAGUUUUUACUCUGUCUGCAUUCAGUGACAUAAUGACUCUCAGAGUUCCUGUUUUUUCUGUCACUUUACUGUGUUACUGUGUGAUCCUGUUUGUUAAUGUCUCUCUCGUCACCAUUAUUAUCUUAGAUGAGAACUUACAUGAACCCAUGUACAUUUUAUUAUGUGUUUCUUGCAUUAAUGGACUUUAUGGGACGGCAGGUUUUUACCCCAAGUUCCUGUUUGACCUUCUGUCGUCCUCUCAGGUCAUCUCAUACAGCAGCUGUCUCUGUCAGGCGUUUGCCAUGUACUCGUUUGUCUGCAGCGACACGUCUAUUCUUACAGUCAUGGCUUACGACCGGUACCUGGCCAUAUGUCGGCCGCUGCAGUACCACUCUGUCAUGACGAAGAGGAGGCUCUCUGAGCUGGUCUUCCUCUCUUGGUUCACACCGUUCUGCAUUUUCUCCAUCAACAUCCUGCUGACGACCAGGCUGACGUUCUGUGGUACAAACAUCCAGAGGCUCUUCUGUGUUAACUGGCUCAUCGUUAAACUCGCCUGUCCAGGCACGAACACUCUGGUAAAUGAUGCAUUUGCACUGACUACACUAACUAUUUAUAUUUGUCACUUGUUGUUUGUCGUGUGGACUUACAUUUAUCUUGUUAAAACGUGUGUGAGGUCCAGAGAGGACAGGGCAAAGUUUAUGCAGACGUGUGUGCCUAAUUUAAUCUCUUUAGCCAUAUUGUUUGUCACUGUGGUGUCAGAUUUGAUGCACAUGCGAUUCGCCUCAAAAGAUUUACCUCAAAGCUUCCAUAACUUUGUUGCUAUAGCCGUCCUCUUUAUUCCUCCUGUUACAAAUCCUCUGCUUUAUGGGUUCAGACUGAACAAAAUCCGCAGUCGAGUUCUGGUCCAUGUGAAGGCAAAAACGAUGAGUUUCACCUGGAGACUUUAUCCCCUCCAUCCAUUAUCAACAAUGUUGUUUAACAAUAAAAUGUCCACAGUGAGGUGA
Molecule: messenger RNA, 1014 nt
Organism: Lates calcarifer (barramundi perch)
Lineage: Eukaryota; Metazoa; Chordata; Actinopteri; Centropomidae
Product: olfactory receptor 6N1-like
Exons: 1
Coding region: 1-1014 (337 amino acids)
Biological process (GO): G protein-coupled receptor signaling pathway
Cellular component (GO): membrane
Molecular function (GO): olfactory receptor activity; G protein-coupled receptor activity
Source: RefSeq, a predicted model, not a curated record